AUGCCUACUGAUGAUUCACCACCGCCAGUCCAGAAUGAUAUAGUGGAUGAAAAUGAAGGUGAGGAUAACUCAAAAACUAACAUUGAGCAAGGGAAUGUAGAUGAAGUAAGGAAGCAAAAAGAGAAGGUUACUGAUUCUCCUACACCACCACUACCUUUUCCCCAUAGGAUGCAUAAAUCCAAGGUCGAUAAAGAACUUGAUAAGCUCUUGGCCAUGGUCAAGAACCUUGAGAUAACAGUUCCUUUUACUGAUUUAAUUUCUCAAGUACCCGUGUAUGCUAAGUUUUUGAAAGAUAUGAUCACUAAGAAGAAGGAUUUUGGUGGUAUAUAUGGAGUUGCUCUAACUGAAGAGUGUGCUUUAUUUAUUGAUAAGGCUUUAUGUGAUCUAGGAGCUAGUGUAUCUGUUAUGCCUUUAUCUAUCUGUAAUAAAAUGAACUUAGGAGUUUUAAACUGCACGCAGAUUCCUUUGCAGAUGGUAGAUCAAUCUGUGAAAUAUCCUCUGGGUAUUUUAGAGGAUGUACCUGUUAGGGUUGGAAAAUUCUAUAUUCUUGUUGAUUUUGUAGUACUAGAUAUGGAGGAGGAUAGUCAAAUCCCUAUCAUCUUUGGUAGAUCUUUCUUAUGUAUGCUGGUGCUGUUAUUGAUGUCAAGUCCGGAGAUUGCUGGAGAUGAUGCUCCUCGAGCCUUAUUAGAUGAUCCGUUGGACGUUGUUCUUGCUUUUGGAGCCUCAAAAGGAGAAGUUGAUGAUGAAAUAGAUUCUUUGCUCCCUGAUUUGGCUGGCUUUGACACUGAUGAGGCCGAAGGUUUUGAGGUAAUGCAAAUCACUUGUUCCACUUCUGAGCCACAUGUUAAGAAGGUAGAAUUAAAACAAUUACCCUCUCACCUUAGGUAUGCAUUACUUGAUGAUAAUGAGAAUCGUCUUGUGUUUGUGAGUGUUAAACUUGAUGAUAGCCAGCUUUUAGAUCUCCUCACUGUGCUUCGCAUGCAUAAGAAAGCUAUUGGAUAUAACAUUGACGAUCCUAAGGAUUUCAUUGAGAAUAUCAUGGAGGUAUUCAUGGAUGAUUUUAGUGUUCAUGGUUCUGACUUUGACAUGUGUUUGCAUAAUCUUUCUAAGGUCCUUAAACGUUGUUGUGAUGUUAAUUUGAUCCUGAAUUGGGAAAAGUUCCACCUCAUGGUCAAUGAAGGAGUGGUACUUAGUCAUCUUGUUUUUGAACAUGACAUCCAAGUUAACCGAGCAAACAUUGAGGUGAUUGAGAAACUUCCUCCUCCCGUGAAUGUCAAGGGAGUGAGGAGUUUUCUUGGUCAUGUGGGUUUCUAUCGUCGUUUUAUAGAAGAUAUUUCUAAAGUCGCGAAACCCCUAACUCAAUUAUUGCUUAAGGAUGCCACUUUUGAUUUCACUGAUGCGUGUUUGGAGUCCUUUGACAGGAUUAAGAAAGCGCUGAUAACUGCUUUAAUCAUACAAACUCCAUAUUAG
This is a messenger RNA of Beta vulgaris subsp. vulgaris (sugar beet), 1470 nucleotides long. RefSeq lists its product as uncharacterized. The record is from RefSeq and is a predicted model, not a curated record. The coding region runs from base 1 to 1470 and encodes 489 amino acids. The transcript has 4 exons. Lineage: Eukaryota; Viridiplantae; Streptophyta; Magnoliopsida; Caryophyllales; Amaranthaceae.